UGUGCUAUGUUACCUCACAGGGCACGUAAUCUCUCUCUCUUUCUGUCCCCCUCUCGCUUCCCUUUUCUCUCUCUCUCUCUCUCUCUCUCUCUCCCUACUUUCUCACUCUCCGUCUCCCUCUCUUAUGCUCCCUCUCUCUCUCUCCCUCUGUCUCUUUCUCUUGGCUGAAUGGAGAAGGCAGAAUUUGUAGGUUCGUUGCCGGGGCCUGGCCUGGUUGCUGGGGAUGUAGUUGCCUUGUCGGAGGUGGCGCGGGGUACAGGCGAGGAGCCGGCGGAGGCAGUGGUCAGUUCCAGACUGUUCCGCUGUGUGAGUGUCCGACGCUGGAUACCCCUGGCCUACAGAGAGGAACUCUACCAUGUACUGAGACUCACAGGACCUCUGCUGGUGGCUCGGAUCCUGAACUUCUUGCUCCCGUUUGUCAUCACCAUAUUCUGUGGUCACCUUGGCAACGCAGAGCUGGCGGGAUACGCACUGGGCUCUGCGGUGAUCAAUGUGACCACGACCUCUACGGGCUAUGGACUGGCUCUGGCCUGUGAUACACUCGUCUCUCAGACAUUUGGCAGCAGUAACCUGCACCGUGUGGGGGUGAUCCUGCAGAGGGCAGUGUUGAUCUUGCUGCUGUUCUGUCUGCCCUGCUGGGGCCUCCUCAUCAACGCCCACAACAUCCUACUAGCCAUGAAUCAGGAGCAGGAGGUGGCCCGGAUCGCCCAGCUUUAUGUGACGCUUUACCUGCCUGCUGUUCCUGCUAUGUUCCUGCACCAGUUGCAAACAGCUUACCUACAGAACCAGGGGAUCAUCCUACCUCAGAUGUACACAGCAGCAGCAGCUAACCUCAUUAACCUGGCUGUCAACUACAUCCUGCUCUUCAGCCUGGAGAUGGGAGUCAUAGGCUCUGCUAUAGCGAACAGCCUGUCUCAGAUCACCAUCUGUCUGCUCCUCUACUUAUACAUCUGUUGGAGAGGCCUCCACAAGAACACAUGGGCAGGCUGGUCCAGGGAGGCCCUCCAGGAGUGGGGUUCCUACAUGCAGCUGGCCAUCCCCAGUACCCUGAUGGUCUGCUUCGAGUGGUGGGUCUGGGAGAUAGGAGGCUUCCUCGCUGGUAUGCUUGGAGAGGUGGAUCUUGCAGCACAGCAUGUGUUGUUGGAGAUAGGAGCCAUUACCUACAUGUUCCCUCUAGGUGUCCAUGCAGCUGCCUGUGUGCGGGUAGGGAACGCUCUGGGAGCAGGAGACACCUCCAGGGCUCUACUCACCUGCAAAGUAGCUCUGGUGCUCUCAGGAGUGCUGGCUGUGUUCCAGGGUAUUGCCAUCGGUAGCUCCAGGCAUGUGUUAGGCUACAUCUUCACCUCAGACCAAGCCAUAGUGGACAACGUGUCAGUGAACCUGGGGCUAUACACCUUCAUACAGUUCUUUGAUGCUCUACUGUGUGUUUGUUCAGGUAUCCUGGUUGGAGCAGGUAAACAGAAGAUAGCUGCGCUGUCUAACCUGGUCUCAUACUAUUGCGUUGGCCUUCCGGUCGGCAUCGCUUUGAUGUUCGCUGCUAAGCUCAGGAUACUAGGUUUGUGGGUAGGUCUCUUCUUCUGUGUCAUCCUCCAGACUGGGUUCUUCCUUGUCAUCAUCUUCAAACUCAACUGGCAGCAGGUCGCCAAGGAGGCCCAGGUGCGUGCUGGGAAGAGUGGGCUGGUAACGUGUGUUCCAGCGAAGCCUCCUAUUGGACAGCCGCUGAUUAAAACUCUGCUUCCAGAAGGUUCUCGAAGCACUGACACGGCCCAGCCAGAAAGCGAUGAAUCCAAACCGCCUGGUUACACGCCAGUCAGCACCCAGGGAGGAGUAGCAAGUGGAGAGGAACUGCAGGAGGGCCCAGUCGUCCAGUCCAAAGGUCUGCUGUCUUCCUCCCAGCUGGUCCUGAGGAGAGGUUUCACUCUGCUGACUGCAUUAUUCCUCCUGGCCACAGGGGUCGCUGUUCACCUGGCCUGUCCCCCUCCUGCACCCUCCAUCCACAGCCUCUCCAACCUCACCCUGGACUGGACCAACUCUUCUACCCCCACAACCCCCCUAGAGCUCACCUCACCCCUCUGAGACAGGAGAAGGAGGGGAGAGAGGAGAGGGGUAGAAGGACUGGGUUGAGUCUCUCUGCAGGGACCAAUGGUGUCUGUAUGAACUGAACAGCACAGUGCUGGGGUCCUGAGACUCUCCUGAUCAGAGGAACAGCUGCCCCCAUCUCCUCUCCCCCCGUGGCCGUCUGCACUGCUGUCCUCUCUGCUUCUAUACUACUGUUCCUUCUGAAGAUACAUUUUUAGUCUCCUAACAUGUUUCCAUUAUAUUUGUCUUUCACUGCGAUGUCUACUCAGUCUAAUGUAGAACAGUUUUAAUCUGGAAGUGUGAAAUCAGUGUAAAUGUCUGAUUUCCAAUCUAUGAGAUUAUUUCCUAUUGUAUGUUGAUGUGAGUGUACUUGUUUCUACUGUGUAAAGUCACUGCACUUGGCCUAUUACCAGUUGAAACAGUGCUUUCAAAUUGU
Molecule: messenger RNA, 2515 nt
Organism: Salvelinus namaycush (lake trout)
Lineage: Eukaryota; Metazoa; Chordata; Actinopteri; Salmoniformes; Salmonidae
Gene: slc47a1
Product: solute carrier family 47 member 1
Exons: 17
Coding region: 169-2076 (635 amino acids)
Biological process (GO): xenobiotic detoxification by transmembrane export across the plasma membrane
Cellular component (GO): membrane
Molecular function (GO): antiporter activity; xenobiotic transmembrane transporter activity
Source: RefSeq, a predicted model, not a curated record